GUGAGUAAGCCUCCCUGUAAACUGAUCCUGGAGCUGCCUGCACGCGGAGCUCAGUCUGUAUGUGUGUCUGUAGCGUGUCGGACAUCUGAACCGCUUUCACUUCAGAUCCCUGGCUGAAGAUUUAACUCGUAUUUUUACAGAGAUUAUCCACUAAAUGCUUGUUUACCUGAGCUCAACCCCCGAGACUCCUCCUGCAGUCUCUAUGGAGAGACAAGCAGUGAAACGGGCCAGAGAGGCCUUCCUGAGCGGCAGGACUCGGCCGCUGGAGUUCAGACUGCAGCAGCUUCACGCCCUGCAGAAGAUGAUCAAAGAGAAAGAGACGGAGAUCUCCACCGCUCUCAAACAGGACAUCAACAGGAGUCAGUACGACACGCCGCUCCUGGAGCUGAUUGGCAUCGAGAACGAGAUCAAACUGGCAAUAGAAAAGUUGAAGGAUUGGGCGGCUCCCCGGUCAGUAGAGAGGAGCCUGUUUACUUUAAAAGACGAGGUUUAUAUCCAGCCGGAGCCGCUGGGAGUCGUGCUCAUCAUCGGGGCCUGGAACUACCCCUGGGCCGUCACCCUCCAGCCGCUUGUUGGGGCUAUUGCUGCUGGCAACGCAGCUGUGGUGAAGCCGUCAGAGCUAAGCGAGUUCUCGUCCCUCCUCCUCCGGGCUCUGCUGCCUCGCUAUCUGGAUAAGGACCUGUACCCUGUAGUGACAGGAGGUGUGUCAGAGACCCAGCAGCUGCUGAGGCUCAGGUUCGAUCACAUCUUCUACACAGGAAGCAGCACUGUGGGCAAACUGGUGAUGGAGGGUGCAGCUCGACACCUCACACCGGUCACCCUGGAGCUGGGAGGGAAGAGCCCCUGCUACAUCGACAAGGACUGUGACAUCAGGGUCGCCUGCCGUCGCAUCACGUGGGGAAAGUUUGUGAACUGCGGUCAGACGUGCAUCGCUCCAGACUACAUCCUUUGUGAGCCGUGCAUCCAGGGACAGGUGGUGGAGUGCAUCCGACUUACUCUGCUGGAAUUUUACGGCGCUGAUCCCAAGAGCUCACCGGACUACGGCCGAAUCAUCAACCAGCGUCACUUCAUCAGAGUCCUGGGUCUGAUGGAGGGUUACACUCCUGUGAUUGGAGGACAGAGCGACGCCUCACAGCGAUACAUUGCUCCCACAGUGCUGAAGGAUGUGCCCCCCCACUCCAGGCUGAUGCAGGAGGAGAUCUUCGGCCCGCUGCUGCCCAUCGUCACUGUAAGUGACAUGGACGAUGCCAUCCGCUUUGUCAACGAGCGAGAGAAACCUCUGGCUCUCUACAUCUUCUGCAAGGACAAGAAGGCGGUAAAAAGGAUGAUAGAGGAGACGACAAGUGGAGGAGUGACGGUCAAUGAUGUUAUGAUGCAUUACACGCUGAACUCACUCCCGUUUGGUGGAGUUGGUCAGAGCGGUAUGGGUUGUUACCAUGGCAAACACACCUUUGACCGGCUGAGCCACCAGAGGGCGUGUCUGAUCCGCUCUCUGGGCAUGGAGCACGUCAACCUGUCCCGGUACCCUCCUCAGGACCGCCGGCGAGCACGCAGGGCUCGGAUGGCGCUCAGGUCACCACUGAUCGACAUGUCAAAGAGGACGUUAAUCUGGGCCAUCAGCGCCACCGUCAUCGGCUUUGGCCUCUUCGUCACCCUGCUGGUCAUCCUCCUCAUCGCUGCAGGACUCAACUGCACCUGCUGGUACUACAGAGGCAUCUACAACUACUUCUGGUGAAACAUCUGAUUAUAAAACACGCUCUUCUUACAGUGUUCAACAGUCCAAACAAGUUUGUAUUUUGCUAUUGUUUGUUCAGAUUAAAAGAUUUAUUGAAGUGUUA
This is a messenger RNA of Labrus bergylta (ballan wrasse), 1838 nucleotides long. Its product is annotated as aldehyde dehydrogenase, dimeric NADP-preferring. NCBI's taxonomy places the organism in Eukaryota, Metazoa, Chordata, Actinopteri, Labriformes, Labridae. Gene Ontology annotation, cellular component: cytoplasm. The record is from RefSeq and is a predicted model, not a curated record. Gene Ontology annotation, molecular function: aldehyde dehydrogenase (NAD+) activity; 3-chloroallyl aldehyde dehydrogenase activity. Gene Ontology annotation, biological process: aldehyde metabolic process.